Molecule: messenger RNA, 1636 nt
Organism: Elaeis guineensis (African oil palm)
Lineage: Eukaryota; Viridiplantae; Streptophyta; Magnoliopsida; Arecales; Arecaceae
Product: double-stranded RNA-binding protein 3
Molecular function (GO): double-stranded RNA binding
Source: RefSeq, a predicted model, not a curated record
CUGGAUAACCGUGCUCCAUUUGGAAACCCCGCUGCUUAAAUACAUAAACUCAGGAGUCAGGAAAGGAGUCCGAUAUCCAUCUCCUCCUACUCUGAACUCAGAGGAAUCCAAGACCACUGGAGGAAUCCCACCCAAAAGAAAAAAAGCAACCUUUUAUGAGAGGUCUUCUUUCUUCUCCCUUCUAAGAUGAUAUGAAGCCCAUCAUGAUGUUGUAAAGCAUUCCAGUGAAGUGGUUGUGUUCCCUGUCCUACUUUUCUUAAAGGCAUGUAUAAAAACCAGCUACAAGAGCUAGCACAGAGGAGCUGCUUCAAUCUCCCCUCCUAUGCUUGCAUCAGGGAAGGACCAGACCAUGCACCAAGGUUCAAAGCCUCGGUUAACUUCAACGGUGAGAUCUUUGAGGGGCCAAGCAACUGCACCACUCUAAGGCAGGCAGAGCAUGCCGCAGCUGAGGUGGCCCUUACCAACCUCUCCACCAGAGGUCCUUCAAAGUCUCUGACAGCUAGAGUCCUUGAUGAGACUGGGGUGUACAAGAACCUUCUGCAAGAGACCGCUCACAGGGCUGGCUUGAGGCUCCCCGUCUACACUACAGUGAGGUCAGGGCCUGGCCACCUCCCUGUCUUCACUUGCUCUGUGGAGCUUGCUGGUAUGAGCUUCGCUGGUGAGCCAGCAAAGACUAAGAAACAAGCUGAGAAGAAUGCUGCCAUGGCUGCUUGGUCUGCUCUUAAACAAAUGCCAGAUUUGGGUUCUUCCUCUCAGCAGGCCAGAGAGAAAGAGAAGAGUGAAGAGCAGGAAGAAGUGCUUGUGACUAGAGUUUUAUCUAAUUUAAGGCCUAAUGAGGAGAACAAACCAGUGAGACAGAGAAAUCAACAUCAACAGAGGAGCAGGGUGAUCUUAUUAGGCUCUAGAGAGGGCACCUCUUCUUCUUUUCUCAAUUCUUUAGCAUUUCAUCACAGAUGGAAGGUUUUGGAUCCUUUAUGUGCUCAACAACAGAGAUGUUUCCUAGCUCCGAAGAUAUUACCCCCAAUGACAUUGUUGCAGCACUCUUCUAUCACUUCCCAAGAGCCAUCUUUCUCCAAAGACAAAAAGAGCAACAAUGUACCUCUCCUUUCAUCAAAUAGACCAUUGCCUUCACCACAAUUGGAAGGGAAACAAAAGUGUGAGGAGGAACAGAGCAAUGGGACUUCACUUCCGAAGCCAACUCCGGCAUAUACUCCUACGCCGGUCUAUUCCCAGGCUUUUUCUAUGUCGAACACUUCGGUGGCCAACCAAGUGAUGGAUCAUAGAACCCAGCAAAAUCAGAUGAGUACCAGGCCAUUUGGUCCUUCAACUGGAACAACUCCUGCAAGAAAUCUACAGGUAAUUCCAAUUCCAGCAGUGUUUGCCAGUGGUGGAUACCGUCCACCUGGUAUUGCUCCUGCUGUGCAUAUAAGAUCUGUGAUUCCGGUCUGCGCUGUCCCACCGAUGAGGCCGGCGGUUAACACCAUACCAAUCCAGAAGAAAGAAGAAGGAGAGAUCUCAGCAGCCACCUCAAAGCUCAACAGGCUUCACUUGUGAAGAUGGGAUGAAUUACUUAGGAGUAUCUCUAUAAACUUUUAAGCUUAUUCGAAGCACAUCAUCUUAUGCUGAAGGUUUUGAA